AUACCGCCAUUCAAUUUUCUUGUUCUCCAUUAUUGUUAUCACAAAACUCUCUCUAAAAACACCAUUAAUCUCUUCACUUUUCUUACACCAAGAAACUCAACAAUUGAUCAAGUAGAAGUAUGAAAACCUUAGAAGAAGAUCAGGCCAAGGAAGUUGUAGUAAUGAAAAUGGUGAAUAAGGAAAAGUUGGAUUUGAAAGAGACUGAACUGAGGUUAGGGUUACCUGGAACUGAUGAAGAAAUUAUGGGGAAAAACCCCGCAAUGAAUUCUAAUGGAAAAAGAGGGUAUACAGAAACUGUGGAUUUGAAGCUAAAUAUUUCUGGGAUAGAUCAAACUGAAGAUCAGAAAGAAAAGAAUCUGCAUAAGGAGACGAAGUCUCUUGCCAAGGCACAGAUUGUGGGGUGGCCACCGGUUAGGUCCUCCCGGAAAAAUAUUAUGGCGGUUCAAAAGAGCGGUCCAGACAAGGCGGAGAUGGGUGUCGCCACCUUUGUGAAGGUUAGCAUGGAUGGUGCACCUUAUCUUCGUAAAGUGGAUUUGAAGAUGUACAGAAGUUACCAAGAGCUUUUUGAUGCCUUGGGCAAGAUGUUCAGUUCCUUUAAAAUUGGAAUGAUGGACUUCAUGAAUGGGAGCAAACUGAUUGAUCUUUUGAAUGAUUCUGAUUAUUUUCCUACUUAUGAAGACAAGGAUGGUGAUUGGAUGCUUGUUGGUGAUGUCCCAUGGAAGAUGUUUGUUGAAUCAUGUAAGCGCUUGCGCAUUAUGAAAGGAACGGAGGUAGUAGGACUCGCACCUAGAGCAAUGGAAAAAUGCAAGAACCGAAAUUAAAUGUGUGAAUUCCAUCUCAGUCUACUCUUUCGAUCUUUGUGGGAUUGAUCUGAAAAAUGGAAAAGCAGAGAAAGAGACAGUGGAUCGAGCAGAUGCUGGAUUCUGUCUGUACCAUUUUCAUUCAAUUGCUUAUAUAUUAGUUGGACAAUUAAUUUGACACAGACAAUAACUCUUUGAACGUAGACUUGGUUUUCCUAAUAUUAAUGAUUUGUUCAAUAUGUUUACGUAA
Molecule: messenger RNA, 1050 nt
Organism: Olea europaea var. sylvestris
Lineage: Eukaryota; Viridiplantae; Streptophyta; Magnoliopsida; Lamiales; Oleaceae
Product: auxin-responsive protein IAA14-like
Exons: 5
Coding region: 120-821 (233 amino acids)
Biological process (GO): regulation of DNA-templated transcription
Cellular component (GO): nucleus
Molecular function (GO): protein binding
Source: RefSeq, a predicted model, not a curated record